Molecule: messenger RNA, 1596 nt
Organism: Carassius auratus (goldfish)
Lineage: Eukaryota; Metazoa; Chordata; Actinopteri; Cypriniformes; Cyprinidae
Product: fasciculation and elongation protein zeta-2-like
Exons: 9
Coding region: 49-1062 (337 amino acids)
Cellular component (GO): cytoplasm; axon
Source: RefSeq, a predicted model, not a curated record
CCACUCUUGUACGUGCGCGUACACUGUGUUCCGUCGUCCGCCGCAGUCAUGGCGGCCCCGGUGGCUCUGCUUGAUGAAGACUGGGAGGAUUUUAACGAAUUCAAAGCGGCUGAUUCGCACAGCAGCUGGACCCCGGGACCGGAGAACUCACCGCAGACCCAAAGCGUCGCAUCCUUCGACGAGACGCUGAGCGCGAGCUUCCCGUACUCCAGCAGCGCGUGCACGAGCGUCUCUGUGAGCGCAGUGAGUGAAUGCGAGCUGCUGCGCGAUGACGAGAUAUGGAACACUUUGACGGAGAACUAUGGCAAUGUGAUGCCAGUGGACUGGAAAACCUCUCAUACACGUUCACUACACCUGCCCACACUGAACCUCCAGCCUCCAGAGAGGGUGGAGGUCAAUGAUCUUGACGUGUCUGAUGAUGAGGAGCUCAGAGAUCAGAUGGACAUGCACACCAUCAUCAUCGCAUGUGUGAACGAGGAGCCGCUGUUCACUGCAGAACAGGUCAUAGAGGAGAUUGAAGAAAUCAUGCAACAGUCUCCGGAUGAUGAGGAUCACGAGAGUCCGUCUCACUUUGACCUCUCCUUGAUGUCACAAGAGUUACACACACUCACACACUCCGCAUCCAGCAGCAGCUAUGAGGAGCGCUUGCGUGGCCUGUGCGUGUCUGAGCUGCUGGAGCGUCUGGAGGAAGUGGAGACGCAGAUCCGGGGUUUCUCCGAGGAGCUGAUCGAUCAGCUGGCGGUGAGGGAGGAGCUGGACUUUGAGAAGGAGGUGAAGAACACGUUCAUCUCGGCACUCAUCGACGUGCAGAACCGACAGAAAGAACAUCGAGAGCUGCUGAAGAAAAGGAGGAAGAUAAAGAGCACAGGCGCCGAACAGAGAUCCAACCGCUCGCAUGUGCCAGGAACCUAUCUGACGACGGUGAUCCCGUACGACAGGAGCAGCGGAGCGCCGUCUGUAGAAGACCUGCAGAUCCUGACCAAGAUUCUUCAUGCCAUGCGUGAGGACAGUGACACAGUUCCUGCUCUUCUCACCGACUACAUCCUCAAAGCACUGGUGUGAGAGAACAGUGUUGUGUCCCACGUAGAGAUUCUGGAGCAGCUAAUAUCAUCGGACAUCUGAUGGUCUUCAUCUCUCCAGAUGGUGUUCUCGUCUAAUCCUGCACAGAACUGCCCCAGCAGUGGCAUUUAUUCCUCUGUCUGAAUGUGUUUUGUUUUGUGUCGAUGUUGUGUGUGUGGGAGCUUGAGUGCAGUAUUUAGGUUAUUUCCUAAUGCAGUUCACAUUUCACUUACUGUCAGAUUCUGCAGCUGUCAUAAAUCAUGCACUUUUGCAUCAUAUUCAGUUUGUUUCGGCGUAGAUCUAGAUGCUAGAUUUCCCUCUUCCGAUCUUUCCAUCAGAUGAAAUGCAAUUUUAGGAAGUUUUAAACUGCUGAGGGCUGGAAAUCAUAAGAUGAUUUAAAAGCAAUCUCUUCAGCAAAGACAGGUACAAAUAUUUGUGUAGGAAACGUUUAUGUAGCUGCAAAAUCGAAACGUUUAUCAUAUCGGAAGGAAAUAGUUCAGUCAUGCUGAACAUAUUUAGUGGUUUUUUUUUUUUUUU